AUGGCCAAGAUUAAAAAGAAGGGCCAGGCCGGCCAGGCCAAGAACUACAUUACGCGCACGCAGGCGGUCAAGAAGCUGCAGCUCAGCCUGCCCGACUUCCGCAAGCUGUGCAUCUGGAAAGGCAUCUACCCGCGCGAGCCCCGGAACCGCAAGAAGGUGUCCAAGUCGGCCACGGCCUCGACCACCUUCUACUACACCAAGGAUAUCCAGUAUCUGCUGCAUGAGCCGCUGCUUCAAAAGUUCCGCGAGCAAAAGGUGCUCGAGAAGAAGAUCUCGAAAGCUCUCGGCCGCGGCGAUGUCUCGGACGCCGCCCGCCUCGAGCGCAACGCCGCCCGCCCCGACAAGACGGGCAAGCCGCGCUACACGCUCAACCACGUCAUCCGAGAGCGCUACCCAACCUUCACCGACGCCCUGCGCGACCUGGACGACUGCCUGUCGAUGCUUUUUCUGUUUGCCAACCUCCCGUCCACGACCGCCGUGCCCGCCAAGAUGAUCGCCCGCUGCGAGCGCCUCUGCCUCGAGUUUGAGCACUACCUCAUCGUGUCGCACAGCCUGCGCAAGUCAUUCCUGUCCAUCAAGGGAAUAUACUACCAGGCCAACAUUCAAGGCGAGGACAUCCUGUGGCUGGUGCCCUACAAGUUCAACCAGAGGGUCGUCGGCGACGUCGACUUCCGUAUCAUGGGCACAUUUGUCGAGUUCUACAUGACGCUGCUCGGUUUUGUCAACUACAGACUGUACACGUCCGUCGGGCUCAAGUAUCCGCCAAAGUUUGACCAGCUCAAGGACGACCAAGGCGCCGAGCUCGGCGCCUUUGCUCUGGAGGGUUUGAACAUCGCGAACGACGAGACCAAGGCCAUCGCCAACGGCGAGGAGCACGGGCCAGAUCCCAAGGUGCAGGCCGAGGUCGAUAAGCUGAUGCAGAAGCUGAGGGACGAGGCGGACGACAAGGAGCCCGGAGAUGGCCCGGCCGAAGAAGAAGGCGAAGAACAGCCCAGCGAUGCUAUUGACAAGUUCGAGCCCGUCGCCCCCGGUGGCGAUGUCCUGCCGCAGCCAUCGUACAGUAGCAGUGACCCAUCGCAGCUGUUCUCCAAGUACACCUUCUUCCUCUCGCGCGAGACGCCGCGGCAGCCGCUCGAGUUCAUCCUCCGCGCAUUUGGCUGCAAGAGGAUAGGCUGGGACUCGGUUCUCGGCGAGGGCGCCUUCACAACAGACGAGUCGGACCCAUCCAUUACGCACCAAAUUGUCGACAGGCCGGUGGUGCAGGCCGCCGCGAGCGACGAGGGCGAUGGCGAGGACAACCAAACGGCUCAAAAGCUCGGACCCAACGGUCGGUAUCCCGGGCGCGUAUACGUGCAGCCGCAGUGGGUGUGGGACAGCAUCAACGACGAGGAGCUCAAGGACACUGGGCUCUACGCCCCGGGCGCGUCGCUGCCGCCUCACCUCAGCCCCUUCGUCAAGUCCACGCAAGGGCAGUACGAUCCCACCAUUCCGCUGGAGGAGCAGCAGACAGAAGUCGAGGCCAUCGAUGCCGAGCUGGAGGACGCCAACGUGGAGCAAGGCGGUGAGGCGUCCGAGGUCGAGAACGACAUGGACGUUGCAUCCGAAAUUGACGAGGAAGAAGACGAAGACAAAAACGAGGAAGACGAAGAGGAAGAGUCCGACGACGAGGACGAGGACGAGGACGAGUCGGCCACGCUGCAGCGGCAGCGGGAGCUCGAGGCCGAGAUCACGGGCAAGUUGGUGCAAGCGGCCGACCAGAAGAAGGUGGACGCCAAGACCAAGGCGAAGCUCGAGGCCAAGCGGGCGCUGGAGCGGCGCAAGAAGCAGGAGGCCGAGGACCUGGAGCGGGCCAAGGGCAUGCUGAGCAAGAAGAAGCGCAAGCUGUUUGAGCAGAUGCAGUACACCAACAGCAAGAAGAGCGCCGAGGACAUGAAGCUGAGGCAGAAGCGGCGGAAGCUGGAGAAGGAGAAGGAGAGGGCAAAGGCGUAA
Messenger RNA from Parathielavia appendiculata, 1989 nucleotides. RefSeq lists its product as uncharacterized. Gene Ontology annotation, molecular function: RNA binding. Bases 1 to 1989 code for a protein of 662 amino acids. The transcript has 2 exons. NCBI's taxonomy places the organism in Eukaryota, Fungi, Ascomycota, Sordariomycetes, Sordariales, Chaetomiaceae. Gene Ontology annotation, biological process: maturation of LSU-rRNA from tricistronic rRNA transcript (SSU-rRNA, 5.8S rRNA, LSU-rRNA); ribosome biogenesis. The record is from RefSeq and is a predicted model, not a curated record. Gene Ontology annotation, cellular component: nucleolus; PeBoW complex.